AUGAAGCUCGAGUUUUCGGAUAGUUUUAGGGAUUUGGCAUUUGUUUUGCGAUACUUCAAUCGAGAUGCUAACCUAGAAAAGGUGGAAAGUGGACUGAAGCUUUUCAAUGGAGAUGAAAAACAUGAAGGGUUGGAUGAUGUUCUAGGUGCUUUAUACAAGAUGUAUGAGCAGGAUUGUGACUAUAAAAACAUAAAGGAAGCAAAAAAAUUAAGAGCAAAUCCAGAGGUAAGAAAGGUAGAAGUGUCGAUAUCAAACCUAAUAUCGUUUUAUGGUUUAUAUUGUCAAAUGAUCACGCAGGGAGUAUUGAAGAAUAAACUGUUUAUUGAUCAGAUGGUAGAGAAGAUUGCACCAUGCAUGAAACUUGAUCCAGAUUUUCAAUUGCUGGACAUACAAGUUGGAGAGAUAGUAAAUAUUGGAGACGUUCAAGGUCUUGACAAGCUUUAUUCCGAAGAGGUUGUUGGAAAGAAAAAGAUGCAAAUUCUGAGUGGGCUGAGAGGACAUGUGAGGAAGGAAGGGUUACUAGGAAACAAGUUUCUUUUUGUUACAAAUAUGAAACCAGCCAAAUUCAAAGGGCAAGUUUCCGAGGGAAUGAUUCUAUGCGUGAAGGACAAAGAUGGAAAUAUUGAGCCUAUUGAGAUAUCAAAAGAUAUAAUAAACGGGUCUAGAUUAGAGCUAGAGGGGUUUGAUACGAUUCUUGAGGACUUUAGUCCUGGUAAAGUUGACAUGAGGAAGAGCGGAUAUGCUCAUGCUUUGGAAUCAUUCAAGGUUGUGGGACAUUUCCUUACUUUUAAAGGUGUUAGGGUUACUUGUGGGGGGAAGCCCAUCAAGACCAAUACGUCGGAUGGUCCGGUGAGCUAA
Messenger RNA from Encephalitozoon romaleae SJ-2008, 858 nucleotides. RefSeq names its product methionyl-tRNA synthetase-like protein. The transcript has a single exon. Gene Ontology annotation, molecular function: tRNA binding. The record is from RefSeq and is a predicted model, not a curated record. Lineage: Eukaryota; Fungi; Microsporidia; Unikaryonidae. Bases 1 to 858 code for a protein of 285 amino acids.